AUAAAUGGACAUAUUAUUUUCAGUGUGUUCGAAAAAGUUUAUUGAAAUAAUUUCUGUUUAAAGUGACAAGGUUGAAAAAUCAGUAAGUGCGCAAUGUCAACUUUGGUAGCGGGUACGAGUGUGCUAAUCGGUCCGCAAACACGCUGGAAGGUGGAAGAGUUGUACAAUUGUGUGCCGUGAACGUUAACGCGAACGGCUGAGAUCGUCUCUAUGAAGAACAAAGAACAACUACUUCUAUCAACAAUUUUAUUCAUAACAACAUCUUCGAAUAAGGAGUUUAACAUGAUGGAGACCAGUACAACAAGCGCAGGACAAGAUGACGAUACGGACUGGUCAAGAAACAUUUCCAUGGAAGAAUAUCUCAUUCAAAACGGCACCAAUGAUACAUACGACACCCUGUAUGAUGUGCCGACUGGCUUGAUAGUGUUGUUGUCCGUGUUGUACGGGUCGAUAUCGAUGUUGGCGGUGGUGGGCAACUUCCUAGUGAUGUGGGUGGUUGCCACCUCCCGCCGCAUGCAGAGCGUUACCAACUGUUACAUCGCUAACCUAGCGCUCGCAGACAUCGUCAUAGGACUAUUUGCUAUUCCAUUUCAGUUCCAAGCGGCGUUACUACAGCGAUGGCUGCUGCCGCACUUCAUGUGCGCCUUCUGUCCGUUUGUGCAAGCGCUCAGCGUCAACGUCAGCGUGUUCACAUUGACCGCUAUUGCAGUCGACAGACAUCGCGCUAUUAUCACUCCACUAAGUGCACAUACUUCCAAACGUAUUGCCAAAGUCAUCAUAGUAUUUAUUUGGGUUCUUGCCUUAUCACUCGCGGCUCCUAUGGCUAUGUCAUGGGAAGUAAUCAUGGAACAAGAAAUAGAUUCGGUGACAGGACUAAUGUACAAGAAACCAUUUUGUACUGCGAGUGAAUUUGGAUCACAUUCACUAGCUAUUUACAGGUUGCUUCUAUACAUAUUUCAAUAUGUGAUCCCGCUGUGUGUGAUAACUUUCGCGUAUGCACACAUGGCGAUGAAAUUAUGGGGCGCGCGAGCCCCGGGCAAUGCUCAGGAGACAAGAGACGCUAAUCAAAUGAAAAACAAAAAACGGGUAAUAAAAAUGUUGGUCCUAGUCGUGGCUCUGUUCGCGCUGUGCUGGUUGCCACUUCAGAGUUACAUGUUGCUACAAUCAUUUUUCCCGUCAAUAAAUGAGUACAGAUACAUAAAUGUGAUUUUCUUUUGCUUCGAUUGGCUAGCGAUGAGUAACUCUUGUUACAAUCCGUUCAUCUACGCUAUUUACAAUGAAAAAUUUAAAAAGGAGUUUAAACAAAGAUUUACUCUACGACAGAAAAGGAAUAGAUAUCACAACGAUAGUUAUGAGGAUGGUCAGUCAUAUCGUACAAGAGUACUUUCAUUUCGGUCAACUAACGAAAGGAGUUCAUAUUAUGCAAGGAAAUCAAUAAGUUUUGCUCCAACGGAUGCUGUGAAAUCUCAAACUAGAAACUCUUGUCACUGUGCAAGAAAUUCUAAUGUGAACUUAGAGGGUGAAUCUCGUCAAAAUGUUGCAGGUGAUCGGGACAACUAUAGAAAUGGAACGAAUAAAAAUGGGUUUAAAACUGACACCUCAAUGAGGAGAAAUAAAUCAAAGAGAGUCACAAAAGACGAUACCUUACCCAUCGGUGAUGAACGUGUUAGUGAACUGUACAUAUUUCCCAAUAGUAACGUUGUAGAAUUCACAGACACGCUAUGUGAUAAUAAAGUGUAAAUUA
Papilio machaon (common yellow swallowtail) is the source of this 1744-nucleotide messenger RNA. It is a transcript of the gene NGR-A23, whose product is annotated as RYamide receptor. The transcript has 11 exons. Gene Ontology annotation, cellular component: membrane. The record is from RefSeq and is a predicted model, not a curated record. Lineage: Eukaryota; Metazoa; Arthropoda; Insecta; Lepidoptera; Papilionidae. The coding region runs from base 211 to 1740 and encodes 509 amino acids. Gene Ontology annotation, biological process: G protein-coupled receptor signaling pathway. Gene Ontology annotation, molecular function: neuropeptide Y receptor activity.